This is a messenger RNA of Acanthaster planci (crown-of-thorns starfish), 3215 nucleotides long. RefSeq names its product meiosis specific nuclear structural 1 (gene mns1). The record is from RefSeq and is a predicted model, not a curated record. Gene Ontology annotation, biological process: cilium organization. NCBI's taxonomy places the organism in Eukaryota, Metazoa, Echinodermata, Asteroidea, Valvatida, Acanthasteridae. Gene Ontology annotation, cellular component: motile cilium.
UGUAAAUCAUAUUCGCGUACCAGCGGGCCAUUCAGAUGCAAGCUCCUUUGCACACAUCGCAAAUGAACUCAGCUCAGCGAUUGCUUGAAACCGGCUUUUACAAUAAUACAAAUUACAUUGCUUGCUCAGGACGUCCACUGAGAGAGAACCUUCAUUCAUCGCUAAACUGUAAAUUACGAGAAAGUCAAACUUACCCCAAGUUGUCCGCAAUAAGGCAAUAGCCAUGGCAAUGGUUAGACGCAACCUGACCCACGCCCAGCAGGAGCGCCAGCAGACUGAGAACCGGCGGAAGGAGGAGGUCCGGCAGGACCACGUCAAGCGCCUGCACCAGGAGAAGCUGUUUGAGGCCAACAUGGCCAGUGAAGAGCGGGUGGAGACCAAGAGAUACAUCCGACAGAUGCAGAAGGAGCAGAUGGAACGGGAGAUGCUGGAGAACACAGCCAGGGCCCAGCAGAUGAGGACGCAGCGAGAGCAGCAGAUGCAGCUGGAGGAGCAGAUGGCCAGGACCAUGGAGCAGAUGAAGCUGCAGGAGAAGCGGGACCAUCUGAUCCGCCAGCAGAUCCGGGAGAACAGCGUGGAGCUGAGGGAGCUGGAGAGGGCCCUCAAGGCUGGCUAUAUGAACCGGGAACGCCACGCCCAAAUCGCCGAGAAGGAAGCCGUCAAGUAUGAGAAGACGGCACGAGAUGCUGACAUCGCCCGGAUGAUGAAGGAGGAGUCGGCCCGUGCCGAGGACGAGGACCGGCGCAAGAUGGAGGAGCAGUACCACGAGAAAGUGCGCUACCACCAGGAGCUGGAGAAGCAGCUGGAGGAGCAGGAGAAGAAGAAACAGGAAGACUACGAGGAGUUCCUGAAGGAGAAACUCAUGAUCGACGAGAUUGUGCGCAAGAUUCACGAGGAAGAUGAGAGGGAGCGGGAGUUGUACCUGAUGAAGCAGCGGGCCACGCAGCAAUACAUCACCGAGUUCAAGGCAGCCCGGGAGGACUGGAAGCAGAAGGAGAAGGAGCGCAUGGAGGAGGAGAACCGGCGCAUCCUGGAGUUUGCCAGCAUGCAGCAGAUGCGAGAGGAGGAGAGGAUGGAAAGCAAGAGAGCCCAGGAGGAGGCCAAGGCGGCUGUACAGCAGAGUCUCAGCGAAGAGAUUGCCCAGAAGCGGGCUGCGGAAGAGGAGAUGGCCAACAUCCGGCAACAGCUGUACCUGGAGGAGCAGGAGGAGGCUGAGAUCCAGAAGAUGCAGGCAGAGAUCGAGAGACGGUUGAGGCAGCGGCUGGACCUGCAGCAGUCGCGCCGGGAAGAGCUGAUGCUCAAGGAGCUGCGGAAGCAGGCUGAGAAGGAAGAGGAGGAAGAGUUCAAGAAGCAGAUGCUGGCCAAGUUUGCCGAGGACGACCGCAUCGAGCAGAUGAACGCCCAGAAGCGCCGCAUGGCCCAGCUGCAGCACAAGCGGGCGGUGGAGAAGCUGAUUGAGGAGCGGCGGGCCCAGUUUGCCGCCGACCGGCAGCGGGAGCUGGCCAGCCGGCAGGAGGAGGAGAUGCUGGAGAGGCUGCGGCAGGAGAUCAUCGAGGAGGAGCGGCAGAAGCUGCUGAAGGAGCACGCCUCCAAGCUGCUUGGAUACCUGCCCAAGGGCGUCAUCAGAGACGAGCAGGAUCUUGAAUUGUUUGAUGACGAGUUCAAGCGGCGGUACACGGAGAGACAACGGGACUUCUUCGAGGAUGGAGGAUGGGAAUAAAGAACAUGUCCAAAUUGAAUUCAGUGCUUCAGAAGGUUGUCUUAUAAACCAAACAUGUCACUGGUUGCAUCAUUUUUUUGUGGCUGUAUGUUUGUUUGGGUCUUUGCUUUUAUUUUCUUAGAGGUGAAACAAAAUUCUCUUCUAUUUGGUCAACAAACUCUCUUGGACACAUUAACAGGCACUAACCCUCAAGGCGGGACUCCCACUGGUAUUUUCAACAUCAGCUGACCAAGCAGAUAUAAACGGCAAUGUUUGCAGUUUCAAGUUGCUUGAAAAUGCAUAUUGAUGUUGCCACUUUCAUUUAUUUAUAAUUACCAAAUAUUGUCAGUCACACUCCUUGUCUCUUUGUUCUCAUCUACAUGUGAGCCUUGAAUAAAGAAACUCAUAUUCGAAAAGGAUAAAGUCAUUUUACAAGCAUUCAUACCUGUCAUGAAAAAAUGUAAGCAUCCCCUAUUAAACACAAACCGAGGUUACGCACACAUCUUCACUGAUUGGACACGGCAUCAUGAUAACAAACUACAUGUUUAAAAGGCUCUGAAGGUGGUUGGAGGACUGCUCAAGGCCAUCUCCGACCCCGUUGACAUUGUCGGACCGUAUUCUUCGUUAGCCAUCCACACGGACGGAAAAAUGCGGCGUACUCAUGGGCUGCUGUCAUGGGUGCCGUAGUACACCUUUAGUGUUGCAUGUCAUUUUGUAGUCUCUGGGCAUAUGUGCACAUGUGUGAUUAAUUUGGACAGCAUUAAGUCUUUCAUGGGCAUUUUGUAUUCCCUGUCGACAUUGUAAAGUGAAAUACCUGCGGUAUACAGUCAACACUUAAGAUAAGGAACACUCGAUUUUAAGAACACAAAAUACUGUCAUAAAGAGCAAAUUCUGCUUAUCUCCAUUUCUUGAAUUCUUGUGUUUCUCUGUUUUUCCACACCGUUUAUAAAAUAAGUCCUCGUUGUAAGGAAUUGAUGUGAUGAAUCCUGGCAACUUUGUUCUACAUUGUACACUCCUAUCUGAUAGGGAUUUGCAUUGUUCAGACAUCAAGGGAAUGAUUUUGACACCAUUUUUCAUGUGAGGACACCCUGUACAUAAAUUUACAGCAAUAAAAUGUAAAAUGUUCCAAAAUUCUGAGGUCCAAUUUAUAAAUAAAUUAAUGUGUUUGUGUGGCCAUGUAAAGGAAGAGUAGUACGGAAGAGUAGUGGGAAUUCUAUGUACAUAGUAUUAGAUUGGAUCGAUGUGCACAGUGCAUACCACAUGCACUUGGCAACUACCAUUAAUAUCCUUUGGCAAUUAUACAAGUAGACUUAGUGUGUUAAGAUUCACACUUGGAAGAACUCGAAGAGAACGGUGUGGGUGCAUACCAUAAAGGUAAUGUCAGUGACUAUGACCAAGUUUCUUUUCUUGUACAAGUGAAUUUAUUUGCGCUGUUCACAGUUUUCGAUAAAAAGUAGUCCAUGUAUAUACAUAAUGCUCUUGAGACAUUAAAAAAGUGCAAAAGCAUUUGUCUGUA